Messenger RNA from Porites lobata, 7033 nucleotides. The record is from the annotation of a GenBank genome assembly. Lineage: Eukaryota; Metazoa; Cnidaria; Anthozoa; Scleractinia; Poritidae.
GAAAAUCGUGAAAUUGAAGAUCCCGAUUUAUUUGAGGGAGACAUGCGUCUUACGCCUUUGCAGCGUGGCUAUGCCAUGAUGGGACUGGACGUUUUUGCAUCUAACAGACAAGGAGCUUCAAUUAGAAGUCCACUCUGGCCUGGCGGAGUUUUGAUCUACGAAAUUUCACCAACACUAGGUAGGCCUUUUUAAUAAUUCAAUGACAUUACGUCAUGUAAGUGCCACAAUAACCAACCAAGCAAUGUUUUUUUUUUUCUGCGAUAAUACUAAAAUAUAAUUAUUUUUUUAAUACUACUUUUCCUUUAGCUAACCGUCCUGAAGCAAUGGCAUCCGUUUUGGCGGGAAUGGAUGAAUGGCGCAGCAAGACAUGCAUUCGCUUUAGAAAACGAACAACUGAGACGGAUUACACCUAUUUUACAUUUGGCUCGGGGUAAGAAACGUUUUUUUUCUAUUUUUGUCUCUUAUGUUUUCUAAAUUUCAGACAUUGUAUGUAAGAAUAUCUGAAAACAGUUUCUAAUAAAACUGUGAAAGGUUUGAACCCAGGAGUCAUUUCAAAAAUAGGUUGAGUUUGAGCGUCCGGGUGAACGUAGUCCUGAAUAGGACCGUUGUUGUUGACAGUGACUGACGUUUCGACAACCUGUGCGGUAGUCAUCUUCAUAGUCAAAGUGAGUUGUAUCUCGUCAUUUAAUGGAGUAAUACUCUGGUUAUUGAUCUAUUUGGUCAAUUACGUCGCGAUGUUAUUGGUAGUCUGUCAGUUAAGCCGUGAUGUUAUUGGAUAUGAAGACUCGUAAUCAGUAAUGGUGCGUUUCGGUCCGUCGUCGUCUAUUGUUAGUGAAAUUGUCAGUUCUCCAGUCGUUCUCUCCUGGUUAGUUUUGCUUGAUCUCGUCAAUAAGUCGUUUGUACGACGCUGGUAACUGUUGGCUACGAUUCAGUGGCGUUUGCUCUAAGUUAGUAAAGGAUAUUUCUAAAGUAAGACGUUGAUAGUAGUCUGUAGAAUACGUUAAACUUGUCGCAAAGUCCCAGUCAAUUUGAUGUUUCGUCUGUAAAUGGUGCUCAGCAAUGUGAUUGUUGACGUCACCAUUCCUCGUCGCUAGUUUGUGUUCGGUCAGUCGCGUGCUAAGGUUUCUGCCGGUUUCACCAAUGUAAGAAGCCUGGCAGUCGCAGCAUUUGAUCUUGUAUAUUGCUCCCUGUCUGUCCUCCGGACAGACGACCAAUAACAUCGCGACGUAAUUGCCUCUGAAGAUACCUACCGCACAGGUUGUGUCGAAACGUCAGUCACUGUCAACAACAACAGUCCUAUUCAGGACUACGUUCACCUGGACUAUCAAACUCAACCCACUUUUAAAGUGUUUAAUAAUAAUUGAAGUAUUUUUUCCCUUUUGUCCAUUUAUUUUUUCUUUCUUGCUUUCUAUUUCACCUGCUUGAUUUUUUUUUUCUAUAUAAAAAAACAACAACAACAACAACAACAACAAACAGAACACACACACACGCACACACACAAAAACAUUUGACUUGUAGAUGAUCGUGAUUGGUAUAAUACCAAUUUCUUACCAUGACUAUAAUUUUACUUCAUAUUUUUAUUCAGCUGUUCAUCUUGGGUUGGUAAAAUAGGAUCACGUCAGGACAUUACUCUGGGUUUUGGCUGCUGGACGAGGGGCAUUGUCGCUCACGAAAUCGGUAAUUAUUUGGUUAUUUUGUUUAAUCACUUUCUGGUGAAGUAGCAGCGAUAAAGGAUUGCUUUAGCAAAAUGUAUUAAAGGUUCCUUUUUUGGAAUUGCCCACUAAUAAGCUAUUGUGGGUGAUCACUCAAGCAGAUCAUUGCAUUGUUCUGUAUACCCAAAUGCCCAGUGCCCAAUUGCCAAUGACCAAUUGCCAAAGGAACCUUUUAUGAUUAAGCUGUAUGCUUAAGUACCUAUUAACAACAGAAAAAAAAAAAAUACUCACGGCCGUAAAGUGCUCAAGUGGAUCUUUUCAUGCUUUGGGGAAUCCAGAACAGGACAUAUUGAGCGUUUUCACUCACGUGGCUAGCAUCUAUGAUAAUUUAUUGGAACAAAAAAAUCAAAUCAUUUACAUGAGAAAAGAGUUCAACUCCCAGAGGAUUUUUUGGGUUAACCAACAUGGCUGCCGUUUCAUUGUUUUGAAACACCAAUAUGGCCGCCGUGACGUCAUCUGAAAACGCUCUAUACAACCAAAUGAAUUUGGACAAUUUCCAAGCCACACAGAUAAUCUAAGGAUUUUUUUUUCGAACACAAACAACAAAACAAGCUAACUGCAACGGCUAAAUUCUCAUCUCUGUACUGUGAUGUCUGAUCGUUUGGGAUGAUUUUCAAGACAGCCGCCAAAGAAAUAGACCUAUUUAGCGUGAAUGUUUUGUUUUCCCAAUAGAGGUCCAAAGGAAACUUGACCCUUUGUCUUUUCAUAAAUUAUGCGUAGAAAACAAAACAUAGAUUGAAGCUAAAAGGGUCUAUUUAGCUCCUCCUUCUUUUGCUGUUUCCAACAGCCAAUCAGAUUAUGUCACAGUGUUUCAAUACACAAUCAGCGCAGCGGCAAAAAUCUGACAGCUGAUCCUACCUAGGGUCUAGGGUGUAGGAAUCAUCCAUCGAGGUGAAUUUAUAAAAUAAUAUAUAUCCUUUUUUGCAGGACAUGCUUUAGGUUAUUACCACGAACAAUCUCGUCCUGACCGAGACCAAUAUGUCACCAUUUUGAAAGACAACAUACUACCUGGUAAGUACGAAAAUUCCUCAGAUGGAUAAUGAUGACGAGGAUGAGAUGAUAUGAUGAUGAUGAUGAUGAUGAUGAUGAUGAUGAUGAUGAUGAAAAUGAUCGUCGUGAAAACUAUUAUUGACAAUUUAUUAUUAAUUCCUCGUAGUACCGUUUCAUGUUGGUAUACCAAUUUCACGGCAAAUCAAUGAUAUUCUUUUAGAAAACUUGCUGCUUUAUUUUGUAAAUCAUUUUCUUAUGCUAACUGGUAUUACAGUAUUAGCCUUAUUUCCAUAAGCAAAAGACUGAAGGAAUUCUGUAUCAAAAUAAGGUCAACAUCAGCCUCGCGUUCAAUAAAAGACUAGCUAGUUUUUUUGUCUAUUCUGUUCAAAUUGUUCCCUUCUAGCACAGGCCCUUUUUUUCCUGGUACUUGGCCAGGAGGAAGGAAAACAGACUCAAGAAACGGUCAAUAAACACUACAAGGAACAUGCGUUUUGUGCAAAGCACCGUGGACGAGCGUGGACGGCGGCUUCAUCGUUGUCUGUUUCAGAGGUCUCUUUUCCUCCUUCCCGCCGAAUAGCAGGAAAAAGAGGUCUCUGUUUGCAGGGAAUUUAAAUUAUCUCCUAAAGUUUUUUUUUUUUUUUUUUUUUUUUUAUCUUUAAUAACAUUUAUUCAAUCCACAAUCAACAAUAAAAAAAAAAAAACUUACAAACACUACGAUACUUACACUACUUACAAUACAAUAUUUAGAAUACAAUAGACUAAGGUACUUACUCUGUUCACAAUGUAAAGACUUACAAUACUCAGUACUUACAACACUACCUACUCACUACUCACACUACAAUGCACUAUUUACAAGCAGUUCUAAUUAGUAAUUGUACUUCAAAACCAACAUUUACAAAACCAAACAUUCACGGUAAACGCACUUAUAUCUUAAGUGUCUUAAAGAGGCAGCGAUUGUGAAGCAAAAGAUACACCAGGUUAAUGCUGGAGAAAAUGAGCAGAGGAUCGAGAUAUACAAAUGUAUACAAAAUCAAAGGCUUACUGAAAUAAGGAGUUCACAUUUUCCCAUUUUUUUGGUAAAAUGGGACCUGCAGUGGUCUCUAUGUGGUAGAAUGAUUUGAGGUAUUGCAGGAAGCCUGCUAUCUUUGGCGAGGUUUCCCUUCUUUUGCUAAUCCAGAUGUAAUUUCUGGCUAGAAGGAAAAGGAAAUUAAUUUGCUGGCAGUUUUUUGAAGAAUCCGGCUUUAGACCAAGUACAACAAAUAUAUCUAAUGUGUAAUGUUCCGGUGUAAUGUGGAGCAAAGUCAGCUUAAGAGAUAAACUAUGCCAGAAAAAGGCCACUUUAGGACAAGACCAAAAAAGAUGAAGAAGUUUCUCCGGUGCAUUAUUACAAAAAGAACAAUUUGGGUUGUCUUUUACGCCAAUUUUUGUUAAGAAGUCGUUCGUUGAUAUUCGUCUAUGUAAAAAUUUAUAUUGGAAUUCAUUAAUUCUUGUACUUUUAGUAUAUUUAGCGGCCAACUGGUAGGCUUCCCGCCAAUUAAUCGCCUCCACAUCUUUUUCGUUGCAGUCUUUUAGCCAUUUCUGUUGAUUAUGGGAUGGUAACUUGCAUUUUGUAGAAAGCAACUUGGUGUAUACAAGUUUGCUCGCACUUUGGCAUUCUGUUAAUCUUACUACAAAGGUUUCAUAAUUGUUGCAGUUUUUGAUACAGUUUGUUUUACAUGUAGUCCAAAGAGAUUUUAGAGCAGACACUAGUCUGAAAUACUUUAAAAGACAAACUUUGAGGCUGUAUUUUUGCUGCAGCUCAGCUAGUGAUAAAAAUUUGUUAUGUUCAUCUUUCAAAUGUUUCACUUUCGUAACGCCUCGAUCAAACCAUUCACGAUAGAAGACGGGGCAGUUAUCGAUUCUAAUGAGUGAGUUGUGCCAUAAAGUUUGUUCAAGAAAUUGUUUCUCCUAAAGUUGAAAAAGGGGCUGUCGUCAAUAAAGCAAAUCAAAAAUAGGAGUACGGACAAGCAAGUCUACUUUGACAGCUUAAAAGGUGUACUACGUACUCAUACCACUUCCAACGUAAGGCCUUUAUUCAUUUAUAAUUUGUUUAUUAUUACUUAUUUAUCCUUUUACUUAUUUUCAUUUAACAGCUCGUUCAAUAAAUUGUGAUUGAAACUUUUUUCUUUCAGGGAGAGAACACAACUUUAUGAAAUUCGGCAAUUCACUAAUUGAUUCGCUUGGAACACCUUACGAUUACCGCAGUGUAAUGCAUUACUCACAGAACGCAUUCUCUAAGAACGGAUUACCCACAAUAUUGGUUAAACAGGAAGGGGUAUGUGUACGGUACAUUAUAAGAUUAUUUACAUAUCACUAGAACAAUCUCCAUACCAUUACUUUUUGUUUUCAAAAUCGAGCUAGCGGUUACCUGAUGUCAAGACAUCACUGUUCACUAACAAUAUUUUUCUUAUUCAAAUUUGUAACGAGUGAAACAAAAGAUUCUUUCGUUCCAGGAACCAAUGUGCUUGUAGUUGGUCCAUUAAAAUAUAUAAAGGUAACGUCUUCGUGAGUAUCGAUAUUUCUGUGGUCGAUGAUCAGAAAUCUAUCUUCGAGGUAAUAUUUGGUGUGAUAGCGGACUUUGCAUUCCUUACUUGUGUGCACACACAGUUAAAAUUAAAACGUAUUCAAUGCAUUGAUGAUCGAUAGUUUUUAUGCAAAUAGUUUUAUUUUGUCAUUGCGAGCCUUGAAUAAGUCUCUUUGUUUAGAGGAAUGCGGAAACGGUCUAUAGGCCAGUUUCGAAGAUCUCGGCCAUAUUUCAUACUUAUCGUAGAUUUCUUCACGCGAUUUCGAGUUAAUAAUACCUACAUUGGUGGAUAAAUCUUUACACAAAGUGCACCUUGCGAAAUCUUGGUAUGAACUUUUGAAAACUGCAAACAAAAGACCACGAAAUCGACAUAAAAUCACACUAAACUAAAAUGCACAAAAACCGAUUAAGUUAAUUGUUGGCUUCACACUAGAAGCGAAGUUGGUUCAAGUAAGCACUUGAUUUAAGUGCACUUGGAAAUCCUCAGUCGCUGUGUAGAAAACAUGGCUUCACACUGCUUGACAAAAUAUAUCACUUGAUGUAAAAACUGUCAAUCUCCCCGUUCAUUAGAAUCAUGGAACCGCUGCAAGUGUAAAUCGUGCACAUCCCUACCAUUUUGUUAUUGUUCAAGUGUGUUCUCAGUGUGGUGUAGCCCAUACUUGGCGGCAAACAUCGGCUUCCUCGAACUACGAACGUUUCCAUGGUCACCAAGUAAAGUUGAAGUGGGUUCAAAGUACACUUAAUUAUAUAAAGUUCUAAUGUGAAGACAAAAAGUAUCCUACUUUCUAACUAACUCUUUGGCCUUAAAACACGGAAGGACUCCCGCGAUACAGCCCUUGAUCGACGGGGCCGUAUCUAUACUCAUGGUCUUAAAUAACGGAGCUAUGAAGGUACAGUAGCCCUUGCCCUUCAAACCGCUAGACCUUUGCUGGCUCAAACGACCAUGUAAAUAAUAGCUGCCCCGUUUCCCGAAGGAGAUGCAAGAAAAGUGUCCUUAAUAUGUACUUUCGUGCUAAAUACACUCAAAUAUACAUUGAAAUAUAGUGUGAAUUAAGCAGGUUACUGUUUACUGUUUACUGUUUAGAAUAAUACAAUUAUAAUUAAGAUUUGUCAGUAAACGGAAUUAAUUUACGCCGAGAGUAUCCACCAACUUAGGUAAGAUGUCCUUUAAAUUAUCCACUCUAAAAAUCUGGGAGACUGUUUUUUUGGCCUCAAGUGUUUGCCAUAUCAUAAGUUUAAGAAAGAAUGAAAGUUCGCUAUCUUCUAAUCAAUCAAAUCUGAUCUUAGCCUUGCUUGUAUGUUCUAUCACUGAUACUAUCUGAGAUUAUAUUUCCUCUCUUGCUGAUGCCGAUUAUCUAAACAUGACCCGCGGUGUCCAACAAGAAAGCUCUUGCUCUUGGACACUGUACACGGAUGAACUUAAUGUCUUUUAGCUUAACGAUUAUUUAUCAGCUACUUAUGUUCUCUUACUUACGUACACGAGUGUAAAUUCCUCAGUAUAUAGUGUGAGAAAGAAAGAAAGAAAGAAAGAAAGAAAGAAAGAAAGUAGUUUCACGUAAAUUUGAUUCUUUUCUAGCCAUUUCGUUACAAGAAAAUUUCCAGAUUGACUCCCUUCUUAACUUUCCGCUUAAUAUUAAUGUUAAAAAGCCAAAACGGAAACAAACACAAACAAAAUUUUAUCUAGUUCCAGAAAAUCAUUGGACAGCGAGAUGGCUUAAGUGCCAGAGAUGCAGAUCAGGCAAACAAACUGUACAAACAAUGUGGUAUG